GGUGCGGGAGGUCUCGCUCUCUAUGACCCUGGAGGUCUAAUCCGCCAUGACCCCGGAGGACUCUCUCAAUGGCGGCCGCGCUCUGCCCCCAGGGCCGCAUGUCCCGUCGCUCCCCGCGGCCGCGCUAGUCCCGUCGUUCCCGCGGCACGCUGGCUUCCGGCGCGGCCGUUAAGAUGGCGACGCCCAUGCACCGGCUGAUUGCCCGCAGACAGGCGGAGGCAAACAAGCAGCAUGUGAGGUGUCAGAAGUGUUUAGAGUUUGGCCACUGGACCUAUGAGUGUAAAGGGAAGAGAAAAUACCUGCACAGGCCUUCAAGGACAGCUCAGCUGGCCAAAAUCCUUAAGGAGAAAGAAAAGCAGCUCCUGCUGCAACAGAGCGCUGGAGAAAGUGCUGCAGAAAAGAAGACCAAGAAAAAAAGGUCCAAGAGUGUGACCAGUUCCAGCAGCAGCAGCAGUGACAGCUCAGCCAGCAGCUCCUCCUCCGACAGCGACGACUCCUCUUCCUCCUCCUCCUCCUCGGACAGUGACAGUGAGGACAGCAACUCCUCCUCCUCCUCCUCCCCCUCCUCCAGCAGCUCUUCCUCCUCCUCCGACUUCGAGUCGGAUUCCAGCUCCUCCAGCAGCAGCAGCAGCAGCACAGACAGCAGCUCUGAGGAUGAGCCCCCAAAGAAGAAGAAGAAGAAAUAGCUGGGGAGGUGCAGGACUGGUUGGAGCGAGUGACACUGCCCUGCCAGGGCUGGAGCACACGGCUGCCAGUGGUCAACCCUUCUGCUGCUCCCAUUCCUUAGUGUUCUGCAUAGUUGUUCAUAGGACAUGCAAGGGAUUAAAUGGCACGUGAGACUUACUGAGAGAGUAUUUUUGUGGUUUAUCCUUUUAUGGAAGAUUUUACUUUUUUAGCUCCCAAAAAAAAAAAAAAAUUCUAUCAUCAGAUUUGUUUAUAAGAGCUGAAGUCCAGUAGCAGCUAAAGCUGGAUGUUUACAUGCUGCAAAGCAAAAGCUUUUUUUUUGUUGUUGUUGCAGAUUAUGCUGUGCAUCAUGUGCUGUUCCUCUGUUAAUGACAGCUUCACUUCCAUUGAGAAAAAUCCUCUAAACUGUUAAAAGCAGAAGUUUUUCAGUGCUGCUGUGGAGCUCUGGCAUUGUUGAACCUGAAUGUCCACCAUGUCCCACACAGAUCCUCCCACCUCACUGAGGUUCUGUGCUGCUGAGCUUGUGUUCCAGUGGCUUUUCCUGCAGCUUCCAGCUCCAGUCUGCACUGCACCACCCGCUGAGCUGUGUAGGUUUGUCCUGCUCAGUGUCUGCUUGUGCUGCCCUUGCCUGCCCUGUGUGCUUGGUGCUGUGCUGGAGCUGUUGCUGAGACACGGGGCUGGUGUGGCAGAGCUGCAGCUCACUGAAUCGGGGCUGCUGCUGCUUUAGCAGUUUCAUCUUUGUGCCUUUUUUUCUGUAAAUUCAGUGUACCCCAGAGACAGGGGCUGGGGUGGGUGUUCUGCACAGCUCCAGCAGAAUAUCCCCAUCUGUUACAUGGGCAGCAAAACCAGAGAAUUCAUUACAAACACAGCUGGGCACUGUUCUCUCUGGAUGCUCAGUAAAAAGAGACUCCCUGAAGGGAAGGUCUCAAGGGAAAGUGCUCCCCUCUGGAUGUGCUUCCCGAGGAAUGUGUGAAUGCAGGAUUGCCAGCUGUGCUGGGUGCCAGUCUGCAGGAAUCCCCUCGUUCUUUGCCUCCAGUCUGCAGGAAUCCCCUCGUUCUUUGCCUCCAGUCUGCAGGAAUCCCCUCGUUCUUUGCCUCCAGUCUGCAGGAAUCCCCUCGUUCUUUGCUUGUGGGAAUGGCCCUGGAGCAGCAAGUGAGUGCAAACCCCACAAACCCAACAAAAGCAGAUCCAAACACGCUGCAGAGCAGGGAUUGCUGGAUGCAGAGUGGGAGUUGUCUGGUGGAUUGAAGCAGUUGCAGUUAGUGUUUUAUUUGGUGAUGCAGUCUCCUGAAUUUCUUAUCCUUGGAGUGCCCUUUUGGGGAGGGGGCAUCACUUGAGGAAGAAUUCUCAAGUAUCCUGAUUUAGGUUAAAUACAGUUACUAAACAAUUUUUUAUAUUUUUAUGGAAAGACUAGCGUGUAGACUUACUUUGGAAUAAACUGUACGUAUUUAAAUGUUUGAAAAUCCCCAUGUUGUGUGUCUGUCUGUGAGCACUCCUGUGUUUUACAGAACACGCUGCAGGCUGUAAAUAAAACUACCAGAAAGGUGUUCAA
Molecule: messenger RNA, 2236 nt
Organism: Passer montanus (Eurasian tree sparrow)
Lineage: Eukaryota; Metazoa; Chordata; Aves; Passeriformes; Passeridae
Gene: ZCCHC10
Product: zinc finger CCHC-type containing 10
Exons: 4
Coding region: 174-686 (170 amino acids)
Molecular function (GO): zinc ion binding; nucleic acid binding
Source: RefSeq, a predicted model, not a curated record